Molecule: messenger RNA, 249 nt
Organism: Colletotrichum gloeosporioides
Lineage: Eukaryota; Fungi; Ascomycota; Sordariomycetes; Glomerellales; Glomerellaceae
Exons: 1
Coding region: 1-249 (82 amino acids)
Source: RefSeq, a predicted model, not a curated record
AUGAAGUUCGCUACCGUCUUUGCCCUCAUGUCCCUGGCCACUGCCGUGACCGCGAAGCACUACUGCUUCGGCGGCUGCGUCAAGUGCUACUGUGGCGACAUCCAGUACGACGACCACAGAUGCUCCAUGUGCAGCUGCAACCACAACGCAUACAAGUCGACGGACCCCAACAACAAGCAGGGCAACUGCGACCAGCCCGGUGGCUUCCACCUUGGCUGUGGCUACUCAACCGGCGGAAAGUGUUUCUAA